GAUCUGUAAAACUUAUCUAUGCCAGCGGUCAUAGAUUACGUCACGUUAUCCACGUGCGUUUAUAAACCGUGUGAAGGUAUUAUUAAAGUUGUAGUUUAGUUGGAAAGUUUUCUGUUAAAUGGGGAGGACGAAGAAACGUAUUGCAUUUAACUGCUUACAUAGUUAGUGGUAUACAAUGGAGCAAACAAAAGUGCUUUUUCAUCCAGUAAUAAGUUCCAUCCAGAAGAUAGCAUUGUAUGAAACGAAAGCCAGAUUUUAUCUAAUCGGAUCCAACAACACCCAAACAAGAUUCCGAGUGCUUAAGAUCGAUCGAAUGGAGCCGUAUGAGUUGUCAGUCGUAGAUGACAAAGUGGAAUACACACAGGAAGAAAUUCGAGAUCUUGUCACCAUGAUUGAUGUUGGCAAUCGUACCCGUGCCGGCCAGCGAUCUGGCAGUAGUGGGGUGGCGAGAGUGGUGUCUGCGUUUGGGAUUGUUGGAGGUAAGAAAACUAAUGGUGUUGGAGGAACAGUGGAAGAUACAGCUUCUCAAAACAAGCCUCCUUUUUGGCAUUCCAUUUGGAAGCGCAACGCAUUCCCCCGACUAGUGCCAGCAUUUGGCUUGCUUGGGUUCGUGAAGUUCCUGGAGGGAUAUUAUAUAAUCCUCGUAACAAAGAGACGGCGUGUGGCGUUCGUUGGGUAUCACACCAUCUACAAGAUAGAAGACACCAGCAUGAUCUACAUUCCAAAUGACGGCAUUCGCGUCAGCCACCCAGAUGAACAGCGUUACGUCAAGAUGUUCCAAAGUAUCGAUCUUUCGAGCAACUUCUACUUCAGUUACAGCUACGAUAUCACGCACACACUGCAGAACAACAUGUCCCUACCCCGCAACAUUGUUCCAGCGCCCAGCGACGGAAACGGUGGGGGCGUUCCACAGUUCAAGACAUCAGAUGGAGGAGGAAGCAAUCCAGUGCAGGAGGCAGAUGAUUUAUUUACAUUUUGGAAAUUUUCAUCGAAACAGCAGCAAGACGGGCCUGAUGUUAAGGACAGCAAGAUGAAAACAGUAGACUAUGGCGUUUGCAAUAAGCCCAACAGAAGAUUUGUGUGGAAUUUGCAUCUUUUGCGGAAAGUAGAAGGAGAUCUCCAUCCUGAUUGGAUUCUCUACAUCAUGCAUGGUUUCGUUGGCCAGUCUAACAUGUCUAUAUAUGGCCGCUCAGUUUAUGUGACCAUAAUAGCUCGCCGUUCGAGCAAAUAUGCCGGCACGAGAUUUCUCAAAAGAGGAGCUAACUUUGAGGGAGAUGUCGCCAAUGAGGUCGAAACGGAGCAGAUGGUUCACGACUCAGCUGUCUCGUCGUUCUAUUCCGGCCACUUCAGUUCUUUCGUUCAGUUGCGAGGCUCAGUUCCUUCACAGUGGAGCCAAGACAUAAGCAAGAUGGUGCCGAAGCCUGCGAUAAGUUUCGAUCUGAGCGAUCCUUUCUGUGAGACCGCUGGUGAGCAUAUCAACCAGCUUUUAAGUCGCUAUGGCUCACCGAUUAUCAUUCUGAAUCUGGUAAAGAAACGCGAGAAGAAGAAACAUGAGAGCAUGCUGAGUGAGGAGUUCAGCUCUGCAGUCAAGUACCUGAACCAGUUCCUGCCACCUGAACAUCAUAUACAGUAUAUAAGCUUCGACAUGGCUCGGAUGAACAAGGGAAAAGAAGCAAAUGUAAUGGGGCGUCUCGCUCAGAUAGCUUACAAUGCUGUGUGUAAGACAGGAAUAUUUCAGAACCAGAAGCCUUACCACUCGCAGAACCCACGGUACGUUUUGGGGAAACCUUUCAUUGGACUGCAUGGCGUGCAGUGCCGUCUCCAGACCGGAGUCAUCCGCGUGAAUUGUGUGGACUGUCUCGACAGAACCAACACUGCUCAGUUUGCGAUUGGAAAAUGUACGCUGGGUUUCCAGUUAUGUGCCCUGGGAGUGCUGGAUGCACCUACGUUGGAGUUUGAUUCUGACUGUGUCCGCAUGCUGGAGGAGCUAUACGAGGAUCAUGGAGACACGUUAGCCCUGCAGUAUGGGGGCUCCCAGUUGGUCCACCGCAUCAAGACUUACAGGAAGACAGCUCCUUGGACUUCCCAGGGCAAUGACAUAAUGCAGACACUCAGUCGAUACUACAGCAACACGUUCUCAGAUGCCGAGAAGCAGCACACCAUGAACCUGUUCCUGGGAUUGUUUGUUCCUGAUGAGAGCAAGCCUCCCAUUUGGGAGCUGAUGACGGACUACUAUCUCCAUCAUCCACAAGCACUUGGACAGAAGAAAGUGAAAAGAGUCCCCCGAAGUCAGUGGUGGAAUGCUGAGGUGCUGCGGUACCUGCCUCGGGCGUACGACGACGUUUUCAAGAGCUGCAGUGACGUCAUGCAGGUGGGCAGAGAUGAGGAAAUGGCGGAUGGUUACGUGGACUACCACCGCCCGUACGAGUUCAGUGUGCUGAGCGAGAUGUUUGCGUACAAGAUCAGCCACUCUGUCAGGGACUUCAUGCCUCACUUCACAACAAACUUCAGUCCGUUCACGGUGCGUAUUCGUCCAGGUCGGAGGAGAGAAGACUCGUCCUCGAAAGGUGGUACUAUGAAGAACCCGUCCCUUACGGGGCAGAGCUCCACAGGUUCAACCGCUUCCAGUGCCAGUUCUAGCUCGGAGAGUGAGGACACGGACGAAGAUGACGACAGUCACAAUACUGAUUCUCAGCUCACGCCCUCUAGAGACAGCUGCUCCAGAAACAUCACAUUUGAGUCUUUGUUCCCUUCCAUGAAGCAGGUUUAUGGCACGGAGAUACAGCAUCCAAAGAAGUCGGAUGUACUAAUGUACAAAAGGUAUGUUCUGAUCGGCCAUUCAGCGAUUAAAACAGAUACAGAAACGAGAAUUUCUAAGACGGUGAAGUUGGUCCAACAGAGUGCGUUCUCACUGGACACUACGUUUGAAGUGAUGCCGCCCAAAGUGAGCAGGGCAUCGCAGGAAAUUUAUCGUCAGUAUGCGGAGAGGGGCAGAUCAGGAGCCUCUGAACCGAGCCUGACGGACUUGAUGAAAUAUCAGAAGUAUGUCAGCAACGGUACCUUGCAGCGAGAUGACUGGGACGAUUCUGUUUGAAUCGUCUGGCGAAAGGGGCCUUGUAUGGAGAUACAGAGCAUAAUUUAUUACCUUAUGUAAAAUAUGUAUAUAAUAAAUUUAUUUGCAUUUCACCACAGUA
Molecule: messenger RNA, 3194 nt
Organism: Zootermopsis nevadensis
Lineage: Eukaryota; Metazoa; Arthropoda; Insecta; Blattodea; Termopsidae
Gene: FIG4
Product: polyphosphoinositide phosphatase FIG4
Biological process (GO): phosphatidylinositol dephosphorylation
Cellular component (GO): intracellular membrane-bounded organelle
Molecular function (GO): phosphatidylinositol-3,5-bisphosphate 5-phosphatase activity
Source: RefSeq, a predicted model, not a curated record